AUGUCUAUUUCACAGCAUAUUCUGCUUAAAUUGUCGUAUAAUGGCAUGUCUUAUCAUGGUUUUGCUUAUCAGCCGGGUUUGGCAACUAUUGAGUGGCAUUUGUUUUUGGCUUUGGUAAAGAGUAAAAUGGUAUCUAUGCCCUUUCCGGGGGUUUAUAACGAACAAAACUACAGUUUGUCGGCUGAAAUAAUAUCGGCAAUCAAUGGUGCUGAUUAUCAUAAGUGUGGAAGAACGGAUGCGGGUGUAUCGGCGGCAGCUCAGUAUAUUUCUUUGGUUUUGCCGUAUAAGAGUGAGGGGGAUGAAGUGAGUGUUUAUCCUUAUGAUUUGAUUAUCAAUCGGUACUUGCCGGCGAAUAUUAGAAUUUUGGGUUACAUGCGGGUUGGGGCGGGGUUUAGUGCGCGGUUUUCUUGUAUUUGGCGUGAGUAUGAGUACUACUUUAUGGCGGGUGCUUUGGAUGUGGAUAAGAUGGCGGCGGCUGCUAAGGAGUUAUUGGGGACACAUUGGUUUGGGCGCUUAUCAAAAUCGGAAAAACCGUUGGCUAAGAAGAGGAGACUGGCUAAGAUAACGCCUAAGCCUUUUCCUUUGGCUGAGGACUGUGUACGAACGAUUGAUGCUAUUUCUUUUGAGACGUGUUCUGCGCGUAGAGAUAGAGGUGAUAUUUACUUGAUGCGUAUUCGGGCACGGUCUUUUCUGCAUAACCAAGUCCGGAAGAUCUUUGGCCUGCUAAGUUUAGUCGGCGAGGGAGUAGAAGUAGAUUUUGCUAGUGUUUUGGAUCAAAAUAGAAGUCCGGUUCAUGACAUUCCUUUGGCUAGUGCAUUUCCCUUGGUACUAUCAGCUUGUGCCUUCCAGGCAGCAGAUUUAUCCCAGAUGAUUAGUCGGCACAGUAAAUCUGCACCGGCCGAUAAGUUAAUGGCCGAUGCACUUCUAGCUGCUGAAGUAUCCGUUCGAGUCGCCUCAGAAGCCCUAAACAGCACAAUCACUACCCCUAAAACCAACCGACCGAACAAAACCAACAAAACCAAUAACAAUCAUAACUAG
Messenger RNA from Nematocida homosporus, 1038 nucleotides. RefSeq names its product tRNA pseudouridine38/39 synthase. The record is from RefSeq and is a predicted model, not a curated record. Lineage: Eukaryota; Fungi; Microsporidia. The transcript has a single exon. Bases 1 to 1038 code for a protein of 345 amino acids. Gene Ontology annotation, molecular function: RNA binding; pseudouridine synthase activity. Gene Ontology annotation, cellular component: nucleus; cytoplasm. Gene Ontology annotation, biological process: mRNA pseudouridine synthesis; tRNA pseudouridine synthesis.